This is a messenger RNA of Angiostrongylus costaricensis, 438 nucleotides long. NCBI's taxonomy places the organism in Eukaryota, Metazoa, Nematoda, Chromadorea, Rhabditida, Metastrongylidae. The record is from the annotation of a GenBank genome assembly.
UGGAGUAAAAUAUCGUUCCACGUUGUCGUUUUCAGUGAGAACAAGACCUUUACCGUUAACCAUUUUGCGUAUUUUGAUUGGCCAGAUCACACGGCGCCACUGAAUCCGAAGCCAACUAUCGGAACGUUCAAACUGGCACGUACACUAGCUGCCGGCAGUCCAAUCACCGUGCACUGUUCGGCCGGCAUAGGUCGAAGUGCCACGUUUAUCGCAAUCGAUUAUGCGGCACAAAAAAUUCGCGAAAAUUCGGAAGCGUCGAUGAUUGACGUUGUUAGAGAUCUUCGUAGUCAACGAUAUCAAGCAAUACAGUCGGCGAUUCAAUACGUUUUUCUACACAUUUGCCUAGUUGAAUACUUCGCUGAAGUAAGUCACAUAAGAGUUUUCUCCAUCAAAAAGAAAAGUCCACCAGUUCUCUUCUCUCAAAGAGGUAGUCACUAG